AUGGUGAUUGACAGGCUGCAAUUCAUCCUAAUCCCUCUCAAAAAAGUAACUGUCUUAGAAUCUUGCAAAGAGACCUUACAUUGCACAGCUCAGGGGUCAAUAGAGAUCGUCUGGAAAAGAGUGGGUAAACAAAUGUCUCAAAAUCAUGUUGUUUAUCCAAACGGAACCUUGCUUCUGACAAACCUUUCUCCAAAUGAUGCUGGUUCGUAUACAUGCAUAGCGAAAAACUCGCUGCGGUCUAUUGAAGCAUCAUCUGUUGUCGAAGUGCCCAAACGUAAACCCACAUCCUGUAGCGGUUUAAAAUCAAGCUGCAGAGAAAAAACUUCAGGUAAUUAUAUUAUUGACCCUGAUGGCAAAAGAGGCGUGACCCCGUUCAGUGUGUAUUGUGAUAUGAGUGACAGGGGAGGAGUUGGCGUGACAGUCAUAAGUCACGACGGUGAGAGUAGGACACAUGUGAGUGGAUAUGCAUAUCAGUGUCGAGGUUGUUACAGUAAAAAUGUGACCUACACUAGAGUUAGCACAGCUCAGUUGGCCUCACUCGCUCGAGUCUCACAGAAAUGUGAACAGUUUAUCAAGUUUGAAUGCAAUAAUGAUGUUAUAUUUAUACAGCAGAAUGGUGCCAGGUGGUUGUCACUUAACGGAACACGCAUGAACUACUGGGGUGGAGCUACAGGGUACAAAAACAUGUGUGCAUGCGGAGUUAUAAACUCGUGCUCUAAUGGUAAGAAGUGUAAUUGUUACAACAGUGCCGAUGGGUGGAGAGAGGACAGCGGUCUGAUGACAAAUAAGUCCGCUUUACUUGUGACUCAGAUCAGACUGGGCGACUUUGACCAAUCACAAGAGGAAGGUUAUCACACAUUAGGCAAACUCAAAUGUUAUGGACAAGCUUAA
Messenger RNA from Porites evermanni, 891 nucleotides. NCBI's taxonomy places the organism in Eukaryota, Metazoa, Cnidaria, Anthozoa, Scleractinia, Poritidae. The record is from the annotation of a GenBank genome assembly.